AUGUCGUCCUUUUCACAUCUAACCGAGGGAGAUCCGCAAUGGAGUGCGGCCUCCGGACGGCCUUUCCAGCAAUUUGAUCCAUCUCCUGCUGGCGAGGUGACAUCCAUAGUGCCAUCUCACAACGUGGGGACCCCGGCCUCAACGGCGCGUGACUGGAGUGAUACGUCAGCAAAGAGGUCAUUCGCUAACAUAGUACAUCCGGAGAAUAUUGAAGGAUCCCGAAGUAACCAGAAACCGGGGGUUGAAUCGCCCUUAGAGUCACAGGGGGUCGAUAGCGAAAAUGAAGAUGAUCCCGAAGAGAAGCAUCGCGAGUCCAAACGACCACGAAUGGCAAUUUCGUGCUCUGAAUGUCGACGAAGAAAAAUUAAGUGCGAUCGCAACGUUCCCUGCAUGGCGUGUGUGAAAAGAGGUGUGCCUGGCUCGUGUAAGUGGGAAAAUGCCAAAGUCGAGCCAUCCCCGCAGCCUUUUGCUCUAAAGACUCAAGUGGAUGAGCUUCAAAAGCGUCUGGAUUCUCUCCAAGAAACACUUCAAUUCUUGCCAUCGGAGAUUGUAAAGGCUGUGACUGUGGCGCAGCAACAGUCAAGUGUGACUUCGUCUCAAGUCAAGCGCAGUGUUGAUCAACCGGAUGUUGCAAAUACUUCAUCUGGAGAAACACACCUCCCUACAAAGGAAUCUGAAAAUAACAAGAAACUUCCUGUGACUUCUCGACCAUCACUCAAUACCUCCAAUCUCACAUCUUCUGCGGCUCCUACCAAUGGCCGGUCAAAAGAACUGACCGACUUCUAUGACGACGCGGCGGAAAAUGCAGCAGUGGUCUUAGAAAGUAUCGCAUUCAAUCCACAAGCAGCGGAAGGUGGUGGUAGUAAUGACUCUAUGAUCUCUCACGAAUAUUGGCGAGGCAAUAUGCUCACUCCUGUCUCGGGCGCAGCUCUCGCUGGCAAUGCAAAAAAUGAUCCACGUCGGUCAUAUAGCCAGCGACAGCAACAAAACCAAGAAUACACGACUGCUUUGACCAGUAUAAUGGCUCCUUCUCUGGAUGUCGCCCUCGACCGAUUCAACCCCGUGCUGAUGCAGCAACGAGGCCCUGAACCGGAUACCCCACAACAGCUUCUCAAAAAUAGAUUUGAUGCUAUGAGUAGCAUUCUCGAAAAUCUGCCAACUGCCCGUCAGAGUUAUUACUUGAUUGAGCAAUAUAAAAAUAUCAUCCACUGGCGAUCCCGCGUUCUACACUGGCCUUCAUUUCAAGCAGAGCUAAAUUACUUCUGGGAGAUGAUGUCUCAGCAACGCCAGAACGAACUUGACCCGUUGUGGAUCGCUGUCUUCUAUAUGGUGAUGGCUCUGGCAUUGGACAAUCGCUCAACUGCGCCAACAGGACCAAACCAUCCUUUUCAUGGCUAUACUCAUCAGCGGCUCAAUGAGCUUACUAGCAAAUUACACGCAGUGAGCAUGAAGGCACUCUAUCUUGGGGAUGCUAUGUCUACUCCCCGAGUGAGAACGAUACAGGCUGUAAUUUUAUUCAACCAAUUUUUUCAAUCGUCAAGUGCCUGGCGAAAAGCUGAUAUGAUGCUCCACUGGAACGCGUUGGCCAUCCGGACAGCUCAGUUGAUGGGGUUACACCGACUGGGCAACAAUCCAGAAACAAUGCCUCCAGACGACCCGGCUUGGCCUCCUGGAAAGAACGCCGUCAAGCGUUACAUGGCGCUGCGAGUUUGGAUGAUGCUACAGUGGGCAGAUUGGAUGUCCGCAUCCGCCCGAUUUCGUUGUUAUACAAUUCAACCAGAUCAAUGCACGUCACAAGUUGUUGAUAAUGUCAAUGAUUGGGAACUGUCACCUACAGAAUGGCGCUAUACACCACAGCCUCCGCAUGUUGUGACAUCGAGCUCCUUUGAGGUUUACAAGUGGAAUAUUGCUAACAUGCUUCGGCAAACUUUUGAUAAGCUGAUCACUUACGCUGAUCGCUUUUCAUAUUCUACUGUUUUGGAACUUGAUGCUGGAUAUCGAAAGAUCUUAGAGAACCUACCUGAGGCGUUCCAACGAGAAAGUCCGGCAGUGGAUAGAAGCGAUCCAAAGGUUCGACGACAGCGAAAUAUUGCACUAGAGGGCAUACAUUCUCGCAUUGUCCGCUUGAACAGACCUUUUCUCUCCCGAGCUUACUCGAAAGGCUCCAAGUUCGCAUAUUCUCGAGAAAAUUGCCUUCAUUCAGCACGGAUCGUAAUAGACUGCCACUACAAUUUGCGAGACCUGACAACAAGUGGCUCAUUAUGGUUUGUAUACUCGCACACUUUGAGCGCAGCGAUGGUACUAUUCCUGGACUUGUUUUGGUCCAUAGAUCACAACUUGCCCCCUGCCGAAGUUGACGAGAAGACGCGCACCAUCUUCAUGGUUGGUGAAAUAUUCUCUAUGUAUAGCGAAAUUAGCAACACGCCUCUCCGCCGGAUCGUUGAGUCUGCAUUCCGCAUCAUCAGCGAACUCAUCUCCGAGAGUCAAUCGCGACGUUCUGCGAUGGAAGCCCGCAACUUCAACAUGUCUAGUCCACAGCAGCCAUUCAUGAAGCCUCCUCCCUUCUCUGAGGUUUUGCGGCGCAUCUCCCGCAACAUGACUCUAAGCAAUAAUAGCUCUAGGCUGGCAGACUCCGGUUCUACCGCCAUGAUGGCCUCUCAGCUGCCGUCUUCUUCCUAUCAGCAGAGUCCUUACGCUGGUGGUGCAUCAGCGAAAACAUACGAACAACCACCCUUACAGGACUUCCUCAGCUCUGGUUUCUAUAAUGCAUUGGGCGUUCAGGAUGAGUCGGAUCCGACAUUUUCGAAUCUUUGGAAUCUUAACACAUCUCCUGAGAGUCAAUCCGAUUUGUCAUUCCUCAAUGCGUACCCAGGCGCUGGACCCGACGUCGGAGAUCGAUAUGGUCUAUGGCACUUCUUUGUUGGACAGGAUGUCCUUUGA
This is a messenger RNA of Penicillium malachiteum, 2940 nucleotides long. RefSeq names its product Zn(II)2Cys6 transcription factor. Gene Ontology annotation, molecular function: DNA-binding transcription factor activity, RNA polymerase II-specific; zinc ion binding. NCBI's taxonomy places the organism in Eukaryota, Fungi, Ascomycota, Eurotiomycetes, Eurotiales, Aspergillaceae. The coding region runs from base 1 to 2940 and encodes 979 amino acids. Gene Ontology annotation, biological process: regulation of DNA-templated transcription. The record is from RefSeq and is a predicted model, not a curated record. The transcript is spliced from 12 exons.